AUGCAAUCAGAGAGACAGCAACAAUCAUGGAGACUCCAUGUCACUGCCAAAGCUACCAACUUCAACUUCAGACUCAGAUUCGCCGCUGCAACUUUCAAACCCACUUGGAAUUUCUCCUUCUUCCGCCUCUCCAUUCUCCUCAAGCUUCCUAAAUUCGCCUUAACAUUCGCUUCACACCCCGCACAACCAGCACACGGACGAGGAUUCUUCACUACCAAAUUCAUGAAAAUUGUCCACAAACUUCGACCCAAAUUGCCCAAACAGAAGGAAUCGAAUAUUCCAUAUCUAAAGGACCCACUUCGUAUUGGCUUUUGGGUUAUGGGGAUUCUGGCAUUUGUGGCUCAAUUUAUCAGCAUGAAUGGUCAACAGGGGAUCUUGAUGCUUGGUGUGGGGUAUUUGUUGCUUCUGUUCUGGAAAAUGAAGAUAACAAAGCUUUUGAAUUUAGUAACAUUCUUCUUAGUGGUGGUGGGAACAAUAUUUUAUUACCUGGUUUUUAAUUUUGAUUGUAAUUAUAGUUAUUGGGAGUACAUGGGAAGGUCAUGGAAUAAAAUGGUUAAUUUCAAGUAA
Molecule: messenger RNA, 567 nt
Organism: Sphenostylis stenocarpa
Lineage: Eukaryota; Viridiplantae; Streptophyta; Magnoliopsida; Fabales; Fabaceae
Source: the annotation of a GenBank genome assembly